UUUUUACGUUAUUUCCGGAGCACCUCCUACUACCGAAGCUUUCGUUAGGUCGGUGGUUUCACCUCGCGUGGGCUGCAGCAGAGCACUGCGUAUCAGCUGUUCAGUACUGUCAUCUUCCUGGCCUAACAUCAUGGGAGUGACUUGUGUGUCCCAGAUGCCUGUGGCCGAGGGCAAGAGUGUCCAGCAGACUGUGGAGCUACUCACCCGGAAAUUGGAGAUGCUUGGGGCAGAGAAGCAAGGAACAUUUUGUGUGGACUGUGAGACCUACCACACUGCUGCCUCUACCCUUGGCAGCCAAGGUCAGGCGGGGAAGCUGAUGUAUGUGAUGCACAAUUCUGAGCACCCUUUGAGCUGCUUCGCCCUCUUUGAGAACGGCCCCUGCCUGAUCGCCGACACCAACUUUGAUGUGCUUAUGGUAAAACUCAAGGGCUUUUUCCAGAGCGCCAAAGCCAGCAAGAUUGAGACCCGGGGCACCCGUUACCAGUACUGUGAUUUCCUCGUGAAGGUGGGCACGGUCACGAUGGGGCCCAGUGCCCGGGGCAUCUCUGUGGAGGUGGAGUAUGGCCCCUGUGUGGUAGCUAGCGACUGCUGGAGCCUGCUGCUUGAGUUCCUGCAGAGUUUUCUGGGCAGCCACACCCCAGGGGCUCCUGCAGUGUUUGGGAACAGACACGACGCAGUCUACAGCCCAGCAGACACCAUGGUCCAGUACAUGGAACUCUUCAACAAGAUCCGCAAGCAGCAGCAGGUGCCGGUGGCGGGGAUUCGAUAGUGACUGGCCGCCUGGCUGAGCUCUGUCGCCAGGGGAACUCCACCAGAGGAGCAGGUGCUGCCCCCUCAGGCCCUGAGACCCCGGAAGCCCAGGGCAGACAGGGAGGUGUCCCUCCCUCUCCAGGUCCCAGUUCUGGGGCUCUGGCCCCCCCUUCCCCUGACCCUCACACACAGCCUCCCCACAGCUGUUUCACCCCUCGCCCUGCUGGACCUGGCCUGUCCUCAGGAAUGUAAUUAUGAAGAGUUGACAAGUUUGCAGCUUUCCUGCUUUAGGGGGAAAGGGAGCAUGGGGGCGACCCUGCCUAGUGUCAGUAGGGACUGCAGUCUGUCUCCAACUACUGAGGACUUGGCCCAGGCCCACAGCAGGCAGGCUGCAUGUUGCAUUUGGGCCGUGUUGUAAUACAGGCCUCUCCCUCUGCUCUGGGAUGUGGCUGGGCCUCUCCUGGAAAAGGAGAAGGAGACACUGCUUAUUUGAUGGCUAUCAUUUCUGGCCUGUUUGCUGAGAUGAAUUGGGAGCUGCCAGAGUCCUUUGAAGUCUCUCUCUUGGACAUCUUUCCAUUGUGAUGUGAGCUCUGUUAAGACACAGGCUAAGCUGCUCUAAUAAGGAGAACCUAAAGUACAGUGGCUCUUAGAAGUUGGUGUUUCUCUUUUCUAACAGUACAGAGUAAUCAGAUAGUCUGGGGAGAUUUAACUCCCCGAGGUCAUUAGGAACUCGAUUUCCUUCUGUCUUGUUCUGCCACCCUAGGGUGUUCUCCUUGGGUGAGUCCAAGCAGUCUUCAGCUCCACAUCCAUAUCCCCUGGGGAAAAAGAGGGACCAGGUUUCUUUCUUAAAGGAUAUGACCUGGAGUUGUCCAAGUUACUCUGGUCACACUUUGCUGAAAGGGUCUCUGGGACCUAGAGCCUCUUCCUUGGGUGGUCGCAUGCCCAGUUAAAGCUCUGGGGGUUCUGUGACUAAAAGAUGAAGGAGAAAACAGAUUUGGGGGCCCAAUUAGUAGCCUCUGCUACAUAGAGCUCCAUGGAUGUGCCCAAGAAUGCUUGCUGGUAUUUUGCAGAGAGCACCCCUGUGAGUUAGCCACUCAUUUCUACCAGUUGGGUUGGGACAGAGCUGAUGCCAGAGCCACUUUAGCUGGAGCAGUCACACUGGGAAGUCACUUCCGCACCCCCUGCCUAAGUCUCAGCAUCAAGACCUCUCCAAUUCUCAUGAGCCCAGAGCUUUGGGUUGGGCAGUUGACCUGAGGCUCACGCUGUGUUUCAUGGUUUCCUGAGCUCUUCCUCCUCGUCUCGUUUGAGCCUCAAAGCUGCUCAUUUGACGACCUGCAUUGCCUGCCCACCCUGCUCCUGCUUUGGAAAUGUUCAGUCUGGGUGAUGUCGAGAUACACGGUCAGAGAUGGUCUUGGGAGAUGUGUCACUGUACACACUGCAGUGUUGUCCUCAAGGAUACUUUCCCUCAUCAAAGCCACCUAAAGAGAAAUUGUUUUCAGAUCUAAAGCCUCUGCAGCAACAAUCAGGUAGUGGUCAUGUUUUUUUCCCUUUUAGCUUUGGCUGGCAGAAGGCUCAAUUCAGCUUUAUAACUGGAGGACCUGUCAUCCUGUUUUUUGUUCUUACCUCUUCCUGACUUUGUUCCCUUGUCUCAUUUUUACUUUUUUAAAUGGAGGUAUGUUUUAGGUAUUAUUUUCACGCAAUAAAAUGCAGAGAUUUUUUA
Sus scrofa (pig) is the source of this 2470-nucleotide messenger RNA. RefSeq names its product mediator complex subunit 20 (gene MED20). Lineage: Eukaryota; Metazoa; Chordata; Mammalia; Artiodactyla; Suidae. Gene Ontology annotation, cellular component: mediator complex. Gene Ontology annotation, molecular function: transcription coactivator activity. The record is from RefSeq and is marked provisional. Gene Ontology annotation, biological process: regulation of transcription by RNA polymerase II.